UAGGUCUUUGUAAUUUAUAUUUCGGCAACUCUGUAACUUCACACAUUAUCAACAUGAUGAGAGACCUUUCCAGGCCGAUGUUCAGGGUGACUGGAAUGUUUCUUCUUAUGUAACCGUUUGUCCCUAACACCAUCAUACAGAAGUUCAUAGGCAUAGUAAGUUAUAAAACCUUUCUUCAGCAAAUCUUCAACAACAAUCUUGGGUGCUGCAACUGCCCUUUUAUCAGCCUCGAAAAUGGUAUCCACAACCUCCGGGACAAUGCCAUUUCUCACCAUCAUAUGGACUAUCCUAACUGCCUCGGGGACUUUAUCUUGGACACACAGACAGUUAAUCACUCUUCCAAAGGUCGUUAAUGAUGGAACAAAACCUUUGUCAAUCAUUUCCAUUAGAAACUUGUAUGCAGAGUCAAUCCUCCACACUUUGCAGAAACCAUCAAUCAUGACACGGUAUGUGUAAUCAUCUGGACUGCAGCAUUCUUCAUUGCCCAUCUGAUGAAAAAGCUUUUCUGCCAUUUCGAUAUUCAACUUUUCGGAAAACCCAUUUAUCAUGAUAUUGAAUGUCGACGUUCUCCACAAAAUGUUGUAUUCUUGCUUCAUUCUUUUGAAGAGAUCGUAUGCUCUAUCCAAAUCCUUUAUAUUGCAUAAUCCAUUAAUGACAGUGCUGAAACUGACAGUAUCUAGAACUAGACCUUUCUUCCCUAUUUCUUCUAGUAAGUCCAGAGCCUCAUUUACUUUCCUAGAUUUGCACAGGCUCUCUACGAGUAUACUGUAAGUGAUCAGAUUAGGAACACAUCCUUUCUCCAACAUCAUCUUGAAUGUUUCCAUAACAUCUUCAGACUUUGCAACCUUGCAUAGACCAUUCAAAAGAGUGUUGUACGUGAUCACAUCUGGCAAGACACCAUGACUCAACAUGCUAUUCAGAAGCUCAAGAGCAUUCUCCAUUUUCAGCUGCUUGCAGUAUCCAUCAAGUAAUGUGUUGAAUGUAAAAAUAUCUGGGAUAUACCCUUUUGCAAUAGCAUCAUUCAGAAGGUUAGUGGCAUCAGAGACACAUCCCAUCUUACAUAAUCCAUCUAUUAUCAGAUUGUAAGUCCAUGUAUCUGGGAUGCAACCUUUUCCCAACAUCUCGCCCAUCAACUCCAAGGCUUGGAGAACAAGUCCUUGCUUGGACAACCCUUUAAUUAGUGUAUUGUACAGAAUAACCGUAGGCUUUAAGCCCUUCCCCUGUGCCUCGUUGAAAACCGAUACAGCACGAUCCACAAGAUUAUCCUGGCAUAAACCGGUGAUCAAGGCGCAAUAAGUAAACUCAUCAGGCACAAACCCUUUAAAGAUUGCAUCACCAAGAAUUUUGUCAGCAUUUGGCAUCAUCCCCAUCUUGCAAUAACCAUGAAUUAUAGAGUUGUAGGUGAAGGCAUCAGGCUGUAACCCUUCAUUCACCAUUUUAUGCAGAUAGCCCUCUGCUUGUGCAACUUUAUUUCCUUUACACAAACCACAAAUGAGAGUGUUAUAUGUGACAACAUCAGGAAUUAGACCUUCCUUGUUCAUGCUCUCCAACAUACUGACAGCCCUAUUUACUGCACCUUCUCUACAGAGCCCUUGGAUGAAGAUGUUAACUGUAUACAAGUUGGGACAGAAACCCUUCUUAAGCACCUUGCUCAACAGCUUUUCACUUUCUUUGACUUGCCCUUUCUUGCAAAGAACAUGCAUGAGCUUAUUAAAAGUAGCAAUGGCUGGAAAAAUACCCAAUUCAAGCAUCUGGUUGAACAAUUCAUAUGCAUCAAGUAGAUAGUGCCCAUCAUAAAACCCACCAACAACAGUACAAUAAGCAACAUCAUUGACUUCACACCCUUGAGAAGACAUGUUGUUCAGAAGCCUUAGAGCAGCAUGAGGCCUCCCCGUCUUGCAGAAGGACUUUAUCCUAAUCGUAAAAGUGUAAACAUCAGGAGAGAUUCCUUUAUCUCUCAUCCUCAAGUAGACUUUAUGUACUUGAUCGUGAUGCCCAUAGUCAACCAAUAUAUUCAUGAUGGAGUUAUACGAUAAAACCGAAGGCUCGCAGUUGUAGAAAUCCAUCCUCUCAAACACAUCAACUGCUUCCUGAACUCUCCCUUUCUUCCCAUAGUUCCUCAUGGCUCCUACAUACACCCCUUCCAGCAAGUUAUUAUCGACAUUCAUCCUAGUCUCCAUGAGCACUUGCUCCAUUGCCUGGAAUUCACCAUGGAUACCUAGCUUCUCAAUCAUGCACCUAUAGGUAGACAAUGUGUGCUUAAACCCAUCUUCUAUCUUCACAGAAUUGAAAGUUUCAAGAGCUUUCAGAGGAUCCUUUUGGUACUUUAUGACCAAAGCCACAUUCUUUGGGAGCAGAGUAGGACUCAUUCUAGAAAGAAAAAUCCUGUACAAAGCUACGAAGGUUACCCGGAAAACCCCAGCUGAAAAUGAGGAAGGCGAAGGAGAAUCAGCCGGCGCUACGGAGGACAAGACGCCAACGACGAGGGAGAAGCUAAAGACAAUCUAGAAGACGAAGAGUUGGAAAGGAAGCAAUUAUCGGAGCCUGGCGUCGCUGAUUGAUAAAUAGAGAAAGCCAGUGGCUAGAGAAUCUAGGAGCCGGAGUCAAAUCGACGGGGAGGCGGCGUUUGGAGAGACCUUUUGCCGGCGGCGGGAGAAUAGCGAUUUAGAAUCGUAACUGUAGGGAUGUUUUGAAGGGUUAACUCACUUUUUGGUCCCUGAAUUAGACGCUUUUUGCAAAAAGCUCCUGAAUUGAUAAUUCUGUACUCCAGAAGACCAGAACUUCAGAUGCUCAAGCACUGUACUUCGCGAGGUCAAGGUGGGAGCAAGAAGUUGAGGAAGCUGAGCCGUAAACGAUGUCGAGAGCUCUUUCUCUCCGGCGCUCAAUCCAUCAUCUCCUCCGCCUCGGUCCCUCUCAACCCAUUUCCACCGCCUUCCCGCCGACAAAGCCGCCGAUCCCUCCAAACAAUCGCUACCCAUCAAACCCUGUUCGCACAUUCUCAACCUCCUCUCCCGCGCCGGCUUCGUCGGAAGCUGAGCUGCGGCGGUACCUCGGCUACACAGCGCUCGUGCUCUUCUGCGGAGCCGCCACUUACUUCUCAUUCCCCUUCUCGGAGAACGCCAAGCACAAGAAAGCCCAGCUCUUUAGGUACGCCCCAUUGCCCGAGGAUCUGCACACCGUUUCCAAUUGGAGCGGCACUCACGAGGUCCAGACCCGGAACUUCCACCAGCCCGAAACUUUGGAGGAAUUGGAGAAGCUGGUGAAGGAUGCUGAUGAGAAGAAAGCCAGGAUCCGGCCAGUUGGGUCGGGGCUCUCGCCCAAUGGGAUUGGGCUGUCGCGUGCAGGGAUGGUGAAUUUGGGUCUGAUGGAUAAAGUUCUUCAAGUGGAUAAGGAGAAGAAGACGGUGAGGGUUCAAGCUGGGAUAAGGGUUCAGCAGCUGGUCGAUGGGAUUAAAGAGUAUGGCCUUACCUUGCAGAACUUCGCAUCCAUUAGAGAACAGCAGAUUGGUGGAAUUAUUCAGGUUGGUGCACACGGGACUGGUGCGAGGUUGCCACCAAUUGAUGAACAGGUCAUUAGUAUGAAAUUGGUGACUCUUGCCCAAGGCACGAUAGAGAUUUCGAAAGACAAAGACCCAGAUCUGUUCUAUCUUGCUCGUUGUGGUCUUGGAGGCCUUGGAGUAGUUGCUGAAGUCACCUUACAGUGUGUUGAGCGUCAAGAGCUUGUGGAGCAUACUUAUGUCACAGACAUGAAUGAUUUGAAGAAAAACCACAAGAGGCUACUGUCUGAGAAUAAGCAUGUGAAGUACUUGUACAUCCCCUAUAGUGAUGCUGUUGUAGUUGUCACCUGUAAUCCUAUUUCAAAGUGGUGGGGUCCCCCGAAAUUCACACCGAAGUAUACUAAAGAUGAAGCAAUACAGCAUGUCCGUGAUCUAUACAAGGAGUGCCUUGAAAAGUACAGGAAUGGAGAAAUCACGGCUAAUCUUGUUGAUGAGCUAUCAUUUACUGAAUUAAGAGACAAAUUGAUUGCUCUAGAUCCUCUCAACAAAGAGCACAUUGUCAGGAUUAAUUGUGCUGAGGCUGAGUUCUGGAGGAAGUCAGAAGGCUACAGGGUUGGGUGGAGUGAUGAAAUUUUGGGCUUCGAUUGUGGUGGGCAACAGUGGGUAUCAGAAACAUGCUUUCCUGCUGGUUCCCUUUCCAACCCUAGUAUGAAAGAUCUUGAAUACAUUGAAGAUUUGAAGCAGCUCAUCGAGAAAAGACGGAUACCUGCACCUGCUCCCAUAGAGCAACGUUGGACAGCUCGUAGCCGGAGCCACAUGAGCCCAGCCUCCAGCUCAAACGAGGAUGAAAUAUUUUCUUGGGUUGGUAUAAUCAUGUAUCUUCCUACAAUGGAUGGCCGCCAGAGAAAGGACAUCACAGAUGAGUUCUUCCAUUAUCGACGUUUGACUCAGACUGCGCUAUGGGAUAAAUAUUCUGCUUAUGAACAUUGGGCUAAGAUAGAGGUUCCGAGGGAUAAGGAAGAGCAAGCAGCAUUGCAAGCAAGGCUAAGAGAGCGCUUUCCCGUUGAUACAUAUAAUACUGCCCGAAAGGAAUUGGACCCCAACAGAAUCUUUGCUAAUAACAAGCUGGAGAAGUUGUUCCCAGUAUCACAAGCUGCUUGAUUUCUUGGUUGCUUUCUUAUCCCUCUCUUAGUAGUGUGGGAACUUGUAUACUAUAAACCGCUGCCUCUUUUGCUUUGCUUGGGUACACCUAGGCCUUUUGGUCUGGUAGAACUAGAUACGAAAACUGACUAACUGAGAAAGUUUCACCAGAAAUAAAUGGGCAUAUUUUCAAGCUCUGGGCCAAUAAUGCCCUGGCAGGCUACUCAUCUGCUCGCAAUGUGAUUAUGUACCAUUCUUUUGGUAUGAUCAAUAGAAUCAUUUUAUAGUCUUGAUGUUCAGUAUUUGCAUGGUAGCCAGUAUAAUUACAGAAAUGUGUACUUGUAGAAAUUUUCUUGUUUAGAGCUAUUUUCUCGGGUCACAGGCAUCAGUUAAUCUUGAGCAAAUUCGGAAGCCUGCAGCUGCUCAGAA
Messenger RNA from Linum tenue, 5065 nucleotides. NCBI's taxonomy places the organism in Eukaryota, Viridiplantae, Streptophyta, Magnoliopsida, Malpighiales, Linaceae. The record is from the annotation of a GenBank genome assembly.